AUGGAAGUCCAGGGUUUCCAAAGUCUCGUACACUCGGCGCAGACAGUAGCCAUAGCUGCGUUGAUAUUUGUUGCAUGUUACUAUCUUCCCAGGCUCAACUUCAAGGCCCAAGUCGCGAAACUGCCAGCUUUCGCGGAGGGUGGUGAGAAGCAGAGGAAUGAAUUUCUCAAGAACGGAAAGAGCAUGUACUUGCAGGGAUAUGAGAAGUUUAAGAACCAGGUCUUUCGGAUGACUGGUUCUGAUGGAGACGAAACAAUUGUGAUAAGCCCUCAGUUUCUGCCCGAGUUGAGGAAACUGCCCGACACUGUUGUUAGCUUUCCGAAAGCCGUUGCGGAUUUGAUGGAAGUAAAGUAUACAGGCCUCCUCGCCGACGAACCCUUGGGAGUGCAUGCUGUGAGGGCCGAUCUGACACCAGCACUUGCACGCCUGAAUCCCGUGGUGUAUUCUGAGGUUUUGCAAGCGCUAGAGGAGAUCAUGCCCACAUGUGAAGACUGGACCGCAGUCAACAUCUACAGCAAGCUCGUCAGUAUGGUGGCCAUGAUCACCGGACGGGUCUUGGUCGGCCCAGAUCUUUGCCGAGACGAGGAGUAUCAAAGACUGUCCAUUGAAUACACCAUGCAACUCAUCACAGCACAGCUGGAGAUCAAGAAGAUCCGACCCCUUUUCAAACCGUGGUCUGCGCCUCGCCUUGACUCGGUCAAAAAGCUGCAGGCCUCCCGCAAAAAUCUAGCCAAUUUUCUAGAGCCGAUUAUACAGGCACGGCGUGAUGCGGAGAAGAACGAACCUGAAUGGCAGAAGCCCGAUGAUAUGGUGACUUGGCUUAUGAGCAGAGAAGGCGAAUUUGGCGUCAAAUCAACACAUCACUUGGCGCAAAUAGUUCUUGGGCUAAUAUUUGCGUCUAUCCACACCACCACACUGACCGCCACAAACAUUCUUUAUACUCUUGCAGUCCAAACCGAGUACAUCGAGCCAAUUCGGGAGGAAGUUCGCCAGGUCAUGAAUGAGAAUGGAGGCACAAUCUCAACUCGUGCUCUCCAGCAAAUGAUGAAACUGGACAGCUAUAUGAAAGAAUCGAUGAGGUUCUAUCCUCCAGGUUUUACGUCGUUCCAACGCAAGGUCACGCGUGGAUUUACCCUUUCCAACGGCCAGUACAUUCCAGCCGGCGUCAAGAUCGAAGUCGCAUCUCAUGCCGUCUACCAAGACCCAGCCAACUACUCGAACCCUGAGCCCGCAGACGUCUUCGACGGCUUUCGAGCCUACAAGCUGAGGCAAGGAGGCACAGCGACCAACCACGCGCGGAACCAAUUUGUCACCACCAACGAACAGAACCUGAUGUUCGGGUAUGGAAAGCAUGCGUGUCCUGGCAGGUUCUUCGCGGCAAACGAGAUCAAGAUGAUCCUCGCGAACCUGAUACUGAACUACGAUUUCAAAAAUGAGGACGGGAGCAAGGAGCGGUAUGCUCAGCUGGAUGUGGGACGGCAGUCGUCGCCGGAUGCGAGGAAGAACCUGCUUUUCAAGGCUGUGACAGUAUGA
This is a messenger RNA of Paraphaeosphaeria sporulosa, 1533 nucleotides long. RefSeq names its product cytochrome P450 monooxygenase-like protein. The transcript has 8 exons. Bases 1 to 1533 code for a protein of 510 amino acids. The record is from RefSeq and is a predicted model, not a curated record. Gene Ontology annotation, molecular function: heme binding; monooxygenase activity; oxidoreductase activity, acting on paired donors, with incorporation or reduction of molecular oxygen. NCBI's taxonomy places the organism in Eukaryota, Fungi, Ascomycota, Dothideomycetes, Pleosporales, Didymosphaeriaceae.